Pollicipes pollicipes is the source of this 498-nucleotide messenger RNA. Its product is annotated as endo-chitosanase C-like. The coding region runs from base 1 to 498 and encodes 165 amino acids. NCBI's taxonomy places the organism in Eukaryota, Metazoa, Arthropoda, Thecostraca, Pollicipedomorpha, Pollicipedidae. The transcript is spliced from 2 exons. The record is from RefSeq and is a predicted model, not a curated record.
AUGCUAAAGGACCCGGCUGCCGAAUGUGACCACCAUCUUGCCUGCGGCAACGGAUACUGCGUGGCCGGGAAGUGCGUGACCUGCGCACGCGACUCGCACUGCGGUCCGUGUCUCGUGUGCGCCGCGCACCAGUGCGUGCAGUGUGCGCUAAACGACGACUGUGCCGGUUCGGCUGUCUGCGUACAGAACCACUGCGCCGAGUGCCGCUCGGACAGCGACUGUGCGCACGGCUACCGCUGCUCGGGCAACAAGUGCUGGCGGCAGGAAGUGCGCGACGGCCCCUGCUACAGCGACUCCGACUGCACGUCCGGCCACUGCAUCGACAGCCGCUGUGCAGACUGUGUCUACCACUCUGACUGCGGCUCGCUGCACUGCUGCCUGCGGGCUGCAUUCGCAAAACUGAAGACGGGACUUUCACUGAAGCAGACAGAAGUUCUACUUAUGCAGAACGAAGACGAGACUUGCACUGAGGCUGAGUGGGAGCGGGACAUCCACUGA